Drosophila obscura is the source of this 2595-nucleotide messenger RNA. RefSeq lists its product as uncharacterized. Lineage: Eukaryota; Metazoa; Arthropoda; Insecta; Diptera; Drosophilidae. Gene Ontology annotation, biological process: autophagy of mitochondrion; protein phosphorylation; positive regulation of mitochondrial fission. The transcript has 6 exons. Bases 340 to 2484 code for a protein of 714 amino acids. Gene Ontology annotation, molecular function: protein serine/threonine kinase activity; ATP binding. The record is from RefSeq and is a predicted model, not a curated record. Gene Ontology annotation, cellular component: mitochondrion.
UUUCUUUGUCCCUAUCGCAAUAUUAUUGCUUCGAAGAGAACCCAAAUCCGGGAGAAUCCGAAAAUAUAAAAACAACCUGUGUCUUCAUCAUUGUCAGCAACGUUUUUUCACCCAGUGCACCGAUUCAGUGAGUCUAGACUGCAGCAGCUGUUUGCAGGCGAGCGAUAUCGAUCACACGCACCCUCAACCUACAUAUAUGAGCAACAUUGCGUUACCAUCGUACCCUUAAUAAAUUAAAUUGAGAAGGGCAGGUGCGUGGUGCGAGGCGACAAACACAGAGACGGACGCCCCCGCAGGCGUAAAAUAAAAUAAAAGGCAGUAAUCCGGCCGUAGGGAAAAAUGUCUGUGAGACUGUUGACAGUGCGACUGAUCAAACAUGGUCGCUACAUUCUGCGCAGCUAUUGUCACCGUGAUAUACACGCCAACAUUUUGGAACCAAACCCUUUGAAAACACGCAGCAAGCGAGGCUUUCCCCUACCAUCCUCCGCCGCCAAUGUAGCUCGGAACGCACCACAGCAGGUAGCCAGGUCAGCACCACCGCCGGCCAGUGUCUUGCCCCGCAAUGGCGUCCCUCCCGGUGGGAGUGGGCUGUUUCGCAUCGGGCAGCAUGCACGCAAGCUCUUCAUCGACAACAUAUUGAGUCGCGUGACCACUAACUACUCCGAGGAGCUCCGCCAGCGGGCCACACGUAAACUAUUCUAUGGCGACUCGGCUCCUUUCUUUGCUCUAAUUGGAGUGAGCCUCGCUACCGGAUCGGGGGUUCUCAGCAAGGAAGAUGAGCUCGAGGGCGUUUGUUGGGAGAUACGCGAGGCUGCUAGCCGCCUGCAGACCGCAUGGAACAAGGACGAUAUCUCUGAGACCCUCAACAGCAACUUCACUAUCGACGACCUCGAAGUAGGAUCGCCCAUAGCCAAAGGCUGUGCGGCAGUUGUCUACGCGGCUAACUUCAAGAAGGGCCAAAGUACACCUGCCUCAGAUCGUGGCAAUCCUGAAGUGCCCCCAAUUACAUCUGUGCAUUCUGCAGCAAAUGCGUCGACUGCCUGGCGUCAUGAGAUGAUGUCGCCGCUGCAGAAUAUGUCCCGGUUUGUGCAUAAUUUUGGCGGCUCUGUGGACAACAUCUUGAACUAUAGCCAGCCCUCGGCGGCGACCGAUUUUGUGGGCGCUCUGAAGCGAGAACAGGAGCGCGAGUCCGUCCCAGAGGAUCAAUCCCAGCCUGCAGGCUUGUCCACUGCCUACAAUAUGAACCCACUGGUGGAUACCAAACUGGAAAGCUCCAUCGACACCUAUCCCCUGGCCCUCAAGAUGAUGUUCAACUACGACAUCCAGAGCAACGCCCUGUCUAUACUGCGCGCCAUGUACAAGGAGACGGUACCGGCCCGCCAACGCCAAAUGAACACGGCAGCCGAGGAGUGGGAGCGCCUGCUGCAGAACCAGACCCUUGUGCUGCCACCGCACCCGAAUAUCGUGUGCAUGUUCGGCUUCUUCUGCGACGAGGUGCGCAACUUUCCCGACGGUCAUCUGCUCUACCCGAUCGCCCAGCCUCAACGGAUCAAUCCACAGGGCUAUGGCCGGAAUAUGUCUCUGUAUUUGCUUAUGAAGCGCUACGACCACAGCCUGCGCGGCCUGCUCGAUAACCAGGAAUUGAGCACACGCACUCGCAUCCUGUUGCUGGCGCAAAUGCUGGAGGCUGUCACCCACCUCAGCCGCCACGGGGUGGCCCAUCGCGAUCUAAAGUCCGACAAUGUGCUUAUCGAGCUCCAAGAUGACGAGUCGCCCGUGCUGGUUCUAUCCGACUUUGGCUGCUGCUUGGCGGACAAGGUCCAUGGCCUAAGGCUGCCUUAUGUUUCUCACGACGUCGACAAGGGCGGCAAUGCUGCAUUAAUGGCGCCAGAGAUUUUUAACACGAUGCCGGGUCCGUUUGCGGUGCUAAACUAUGGCAAGGCCGACCUGUGGGCCUGUGGUGCCCUGGCCUACGAGAUAUUCGGUAUGCGCAAUCCCUUUUACUCAAGCAGCGGAGGCCUCGCCCACGAGCGCGGAGAGCUCACGUACUCGCUACGGAACAGCGACUACAAGCAAGAGCAGCUGCCGCCCAUGACCGAUUCGUGCCCGCCGCUGCUGCAGCAUCUGGUCUACAACAUCCUCAAUCCCAACCCGUCCAAGCGUGUCAGUCCGGACAUUGCAGCCAACGUGGUCCAACUCUUCCUCUGGGCGCCCUCGAACUGGCUCAAGGCAGGCGGCAUGCCCAACAGCUCCGAGAUCCUUCAAUGGCUGCUCUCGCUCACCACGAAGAUAAUGUGUGAGGGACGCCCCCCCCUCCACCUGGGCACCGGAAACAUGAAGAUGGACGGAGGCAUCAUCGGAGCCAGCACGGGCGGACGAAGAGCCUACGUGGAAUAUCUGCUGAUCUGCAGCUUCCUGGCGCGCGCUCGCCUGCGUCGCGUUCGCGGCGCCCUCAACUGGAUCCAGAACGUGGUGGCCCCGUAGGCCCCCGCGUAUGCAGAUGUUUCGUUUACUUGUUACUCUGAGAAAAUCAAAUGGAAAAGCGUGUGAUACCUAUAUUUUACAUAUGUAUUUAUAAACAAUUCGAAAUUAACC